Messenger RNA from Microcebus murinus (gray mouse lemur), 496 nucleotides. The record is from RefSeq and is a predicted model, not a curated record. NCBI's taxonomy places the organism in Eukaryota, Metazoa, Chordata, Mammalia, Primates, Cheirogaleidae.
CGGAGGACGUCAUGCUAAGUGAAAGGAGCUAGUCGCAGAAAGACCGCUACUGCCUGAGGACACAUACUGAUAUGAGAGAGCCAUGAGCAGCCAUGGCAACAGCCUGUUCCUGCGCGACAGCGGCCAGCGGCUGGGCGGCGCGGGCUGGCCGGGGCGGCUGCGGGACGGGCUGCAGCAGCGGGCGCUGCGCACGCGCCUGCGCCUGCAGACCCUGACCCGCGAGCACGUGCUGCGCUUCCUGCGCCGCCACGCCUUCAUCCUGCUCACCGUCAGCGCCGUGGUCAUCGGCAUGGCGUCGCUGGACAACAAGGCCACGGGGCGCAUGGGGAUGCGGGCGGCCGUGUACUACAUGGUGACCACGGUCAUCGCGGUCUUCAUCGGCAUCCUCAUGGUCACCAUCAUCCACCCCGGGAAGGGGUCCAAGGAGGGGCUGCGCCGAGAGGGCCGGAUCGAGACCAUCCCCACAGCCGACGCCUUCAUGGAUCUGAUCAGGUGA